GUGGCUGGACUUGGCCGCCGCUGCUGUGCGAGGCGCGUGUUCGUGUUCUUGCCGUCCCCGCACCCGCACCGGGGCUUCUGCCUUGCGGUCCGCUGUUAAGACAGCCAGCCCUCGGGCCCACCGCCCGCCACGGACAUGCCGCGCGUCUACAUAGGACGCCUUAGCUACCACGUCCGGGAGAAGGACAUCCAGCGCUUUUUCAGUGGCUAUGGCCGCCUCCUCGAAAUAGACCUCAAAAAUGGGUACGGCUUCGUGGAGUUCGAGGACUCCCGCGACGCCGACGACGCCGUUUACGAGCUGAACGGCAAGGACCUCUGCGGCGAGCGCGUGAUUGUGGAGCACGCCCGGGGCCCGCGCCGCGAUCGUGACGGCUACAGUUACGGAAGCCGCAGUAGUGGAGGUGGAUACAGCAGUCGGAGAACUUCUGGCAGAGACAAAUAUGGACCACCUGUUCGUACAGAAUUCAGACUUAUUGUAGAAAAUCUUUCUAGUCGUUGCAGUUGGCAGGAUUUAAAGGAUUUCAUGAGACAAGCAGGUGAAGUCACCUAUGCGGAUGCUCACAAAGAACGCACAAACGAAGGCGUAAUUGAGUUUCGCUCCUACUCAGACAUGAAGCGUGCUUUGGAUAAACUGGAUGGUACAGAAAUAAAUGGCCGAAAUAUUAGGCUCAUUGAAGAUAAAGCACGAACAAGCCAUAGACGGUCUUACUCUGGAAGCAGAUCAAGGUCACGGUCUAGAAGAAGGUCACGAAGUAGGAGUCGCAGGAGCAGCCGCAGUAGAUCACGAAGUAUCUCAAAAAGUCGCUCCCGAUCUAGGUCUCGGAGCAAAGGUCGAUCACGUUCUCGGUCAAAAGGCAGGAAAUCUAGAUCCAAGAGCAAAUCUAAGCCCAAGUCUGAUCGGGGCUCCCGUUCACGCUCUCGAAGCAGAUCUAAGGAUGAGUAUGAGAAAUCUCAAAGCAGGUCUCGUUCUCGAUCUCGUUCCCCCAAAGAAAAUGGAAAAGGUGAUAUAAAGUCAAAGUCUAGAUCGAGGAGCCAGUCUCGUUCCAAGUCUCCCCUACCUGCUCCACCCUCAAAGGCUCAUUCUGUGUCCCCUCCACCAAAAAGAGCUUCAAGAUCCCGUUCUAGAUCCCAUUCAAAGUCAAGGUCACGGUCCAGAUCGAGCUCCAGAGAUUAACCCAGAACUCUACGUUCUUUGCACACUAUUACAGAACACUUUCCUACUUGCUUAGGCAGUUACUCUUCCAUGUUUGUACUUGGCCUCUUCUGCAAGAGGAAUCUCCUGAAAACAAGGGCACACAGAAAUUUGAUUUGUGGCCAAAUUUGAUGAAAAAGAUGAGGUUCUAAAGAAAUGGUGGCAUGAAGACCUUCUCCCUUCUUUGUAGAAUUAAGAUAACUUUGAUUUUAUAGCUUUUGAGCUAAAAUAACUUUUGUAAAGAUUAAGCUCAUUUAGAUUUUUUUUUUUUUUUUAAGUAUUUCAGCAGGAUCUGCUGCAGGGAUUUUGUUUUAUUUGUUUGCUUUUAAAUUAACCGUUUCAAGCUUUGGAUACAUGAGGCUUUAGAGGGAGAACCCAUUUUUCAAUUAUGUUGGCUUUUUAUAAAGCUUGAGUUAAUGUAAGAUUUCAAUAAAAGUUUGCUACCAAAAUGAUUGCCUUAUUGAAUAGGUCGCUAUUCCUUUAAAUGUUGAUAUCUGCUGUUUGUUGAAACAAUGUAAAUUCUUAAGUAUAAAACAAGCCACGCCUCAGACCAGCAAUAAAUUAUUCAAUUUGGAUAACAUUAUUUUGUGCUGUGAAUCAAAUUUGCCAAAGUCAUUGUAUAUUCUUCUUUAACAAGUUAAGUUAAAAAUAAAAGAUAUUUUGUAGUCAAUCUGUUACACAAUUUUGCCUAAAUUAAUAGAUUUUAAAUAAUGAAACUUCUUUCAAACUUAAAUUUGAACUCUUCAGGAAAUAACACCUAACACUUGGUAUCUAAUUUAGCCUGGUAACCCCACUUUCUGGAAGUGGUCAAUAUAAUUAGUAUUUAAUUUGUUAGAGUACGAGUCCACGGUCUUUAAUGUUUGUCAUAUAAAAACAAAAGCAGUCUUUGAUCAGCAAGUUAGCAUAGUUUUGUUCAAAGUACAAAACCAAAUAUUGCAUUUUCUGUUGAAAGAUAAUAUUUAACAGAUCACUUGGUAUAAUCAGUUGCAGGUUAAAGUAAAAUUUCAUUCAACAGUCGCCUUUGCAGUUAGGGUUAUGUGAUAAUUGCUUAGGUCAUCUUUGUAAAUUUUACAUGUGGAUGGUUUGAAAAACAGUAAAUGGGUAAACCCUAAGUUUUUCGUACUUUAUCGAGAACGUGAAGUAUAAUGAAUACUAUGGGGAGACCAAAUUAUAACACUGCGAAUUUGUGGGAGUUACCAGGUUACCAAUUAGUCUAUACAUCCAUAAGCCUAAUUGAAAUUGCAACCUUAUAUUCCUCUUUGUUCAGAUACUUUAAAAUAAGUAUUCAUUAACCUCUGUUUUCUAGGAGCUCUCACUAUGUAAGGUAUCAAGGGUUGGGUUGUGCUAGGGUAUGGUGGUAUACUGCUGAUUGUGCCAGUUAGGGACUAGAAAGCAUAAUAUACAGCUGGUGUGUAGGUUCGUUGAAUCUGGAAGGCAUACCAAUAAAAAGGUUGUGGAAAAAACUGAAUCAAAUAUCUAGGUAUCAGAGUAACUGGGAGUACUUGGUAAUAAGUAAAAAGACUAAAAUCCCAGGGCUUUUGUUACAAAAUCUUAGACCCUUAUCUUAUGUUACAAAAUCUUAGACCCUUAUGAUAGUGCCCCAAAGAGUUGAUGUUCCUUCCAUGACCUUAUUUUCUUGAAUAACUUUUUUUUAAGUUGUUUAUAGGAAGGGGGGGUUUUCCCGAUACAAAUUUCAGAGAAGAAAAUGCCAUUUGAAAGGACAGAAGUUAAUGACAAUGAGUUGCAAGCCUUCACUGCCUUUCAUAAUUUGGUUUCUAAGACAAAGACUUGACUUUGACCAAAUUCUUGUUUUCAGGGAAAGAAAAGCAUUUAAAAGAAGGGGAGAGGAUGUUGCAGUAUGAAAUUUGACUCCUAAAGUAUGCAACAUCUUCUGUUAGGACAUCACGUGGUGUAAUAGGCAGGCUUGUCUAUGUUGUUAGCUGGUCUCAUAGUGGGUUAGGUAAGUUCCUGCUCCCAUAAAAAAUUUCCAGUAAUCGCAAAGACCAACCUAGUAAAAAUAGUCUUACUCCAUACCUGUGAGCCUGCGUCAUUAGACAUGCUAAACCACUAUAGCAGCCCACUUGAGAACAGAGUUGACUGAUAAACUGUUCAGUUCCUUGCUAAUUUGUUACUUGAAUCCUCCAGUCCAUCAUGCCGUGUUGAUCUGUGACUAGAUGGAGUAUUAAGCUGAUAGCAAUUAAAUGGAAGCGAGCAACAUCUUGAUGCCCCUUUUACCUGACUGUUUAUUGACACACCAUAGUGCCUCUGGCCAUUUUUAGUCCUGUCUGCUGCUCCUGUGUUACCAUCUUUCAUUUUGGUAUCUUUCUCCCACUUUGUUAACCUAUUUUGUUUUAUCUCCUUAAUAAAAUGCUUAUUGAGGGAAA
This is a messenger RNA of Hipposideros armiger (great roundleaf bat), 3575 nucleotides long. It is a transcript of the gene SRSF6, whose product is annotated as serine and arginine rich splicing factor 6. The record is from RefSeq and is a predicted model, not a curated record. Gene Ontology annotation, molecular function: mRNA binding. NCBI's taxonomy places the organism in Eukaryota, Metazoa, Chordata, Mammalia, Chiroptera, Hipposideridae. Gene Ontology annotation, cellular component: nucleus; cytoplasm. The transcript is spliced from 6 exons. The coding region runs from base 136 to 1173 and encodes 345 amino acids.